Molecule: messenger RNA, 5041 nt
Organism: Solea senegalensis (Senegalese sole)
Lineage: Eukaryota; Metazoa; Chordata; Actinopteri; Pleuronectiformes; Soleidae
Product: protein kinase C-binding protein 1-like
Exons: 20
Coding region: 1445-4915 (1156 amino acids)
Biological process (GO): regulation of DNA-templated transcription
Molecular function (GO): protein binding
Source: RefSeq, a predicted model, not a curated record
GGAGGGGAGCGAGCUGUGGCCUCCAUUUUCUGUGACGAGAGAACCCUGCUCGUCUCUCACAGGAGUGGAAUCUGAAAGGCACUGACUCAGUGUUGUUUCCGUUUUGUCCAUCAGGUACCACUUGCAGAGGGGGGAAUACUGUCAGUGUUUUUCUCAAACCCGGGUCUCUCUGGAAUGUUUCACAGAAUCUGCUGUGGAUUUUAUUUGCCUAACUCCUUGUGUGAUGAUGGAUCAUAGCUCCUGAUGUGAGAAAUGCCCUUUGGAUCAGCAUACUUUUUUCACUGCCGGCCAUCCUGUCUUCCUGGUAGUUUGCAGCAGUGUCUUGUCAUUGGUAUUAAGUGUGUGGAUAUGUAAUAUAAGCUUGUGGGACUGUGUGGUUCAGCAGCUCUGGGCUGCCUGAUGAUGGCGAAGGUUCCUUUUUCUUUUUUCCUCUUCAGGGCUGUGGUACACGUAGCAGAGUGACUUGGCUAGUGUUAAGUUAUUUUCAUGUGGGCCUCGUUUGUUCGCUCAGUCCUGAACAGGAAGGCCCCGGAGGAUGGGUGUGUGUGUGUGUGUGUGUGUGUGUGUGAGUGUGUUUGUGAGAGAGAGAGACUCUUGGCAGCCUGAAACAAGAUACCCAUGUGCCAUGUUUUAAAGAAACGGCUUAACCCAUGUGUGUCCUUCUUUCUGACUACACAAGUCAUGGAGCAUAUUCCUUUUGGCUUUCAGUUCGAGGAGUUGUCUGUGACGAUGUUUUUUUUUUUUUCAUUAAGUUAAUUAGAAAAGGCUUUAUGGUUGUGAGUUACAGUUUUGGCUUGGUAAUCAUUAAUCAGUCUUAAAUCUCUGGGGAGUGAAACAAACCUUUACUCAUUAAGGGACUUAAGGAGUGAAGGCUCAGCAGCUGAUGUAGCUGAUGGUGUUUGGUUGGUCACGUUUGAUUUACUAAAGUGUUCAGGAUGUCUAUGUUAACUGUCACAUGCACAUCAGCGCUGACAUUUGAUCGACUUUUGUGUGGAAUGACUCUAUAAGUGCGGAGGAGGGGACAUGAAGGACAUUCCUUAACUUUCAUAAGAGGAAGGGGAGGAAAAAAAAAAGAAGCUUAUCCAACAAAUGUGGUUGACCUUUGGGUUGUAGCCUGUAAACCCAUCGUCCUCGAUGGAACCCAGAGCUGCAGGCAAAGCUGUGAGCUGGUCAAGUGUGUGACCUGUCAGGGGUCUUUGGGAGGGUUCUCUGCUCAGGGCUCGAGAAUAAAGGCUACAUCUUUGGAACAAGGCCCUCUGUCGCUCUAACAAAGGAGGAGCCAAGCAUUCAAAGCCCUUCGUUUAUUGCUGGAUCCUCUUUUAUUCCGGUUCCUUCUUCCCCGCAGAGGAGAUGAGAUCAGUCCUGGAGACCUGAGAAAUGAGGCUUUCCCAUUGCUAGUCUGGCUGAGGAGGAGGUGAAGACGGAGUCGGAUGUGGUAGAGGGGAUGGAUGCAGCUCUGCGGUCCAAAGUCCCUGAUCCACCAGGGUCAGUGGAACGAUCAGUGGCACCACAGAAAAGAAAGGUGUCAAGUCCCACCCAUUCCUCCAAUGGGCACUCUCCCUCAGACACCUCGCCCAGCCCUCUGAAGAAAAAGAAGAAGCCUGGGGCCGUCAACAGUAACAACAAAGACCAGUCAGAGCUAAGACAUGGUCCCUUUUACUAUAUGAAGCAGCCAGCACUCACCACAGACCCUGUUGAUGUUGUACCGCAGGACGGCAGGAAUGACUUCUACUGCUGGCUGUGCCACCGCGAGGGCCAGGUGCUCUGCUGUGAGCUCUGCCCCAGGGUGUACCACGCCAAGUGCCUCAAACUACCAGCCGAGCCCGAGGGCGACUGGUUCUGUCCAGAGUGUGAGAAAAUAACUGUUGCUGAAUGCAUUGAAACCCAGAGCAAGGCAAUGACAAUGCUGACAAUAGACCAACUGUCCUACUUGCUCAAGUUUGCACUCCAAAAGAUUAAACAACCCGGGACUGAGCCUUUUCAGAAGCCUGUGUCUCUGGAACAGCACCCAGAUUAUGCUGAAUAUAUCUUCCACCCCAUGGACCUAAGUACUUUAGAGAAGAAUGUAAAAAAGAAAAUGUAUGGCUGCACCGAAGCCUUUCUCGCUGACAUGAAAUGGAUUUUGCACAACUGCAUCAUCUAUAAUGGAGGCAAUCACAAACUAACAGCAACUGCAAAAGUGAUUGUCAAGAUUUGUGAACAUGAGAUGAAUGAGAUCGAGGUGUGUCCAGAGUGCUACCUGUCUUCAUGCCAAAAAAGGGACAACUGGUUCUGUGAGCCAUGUAGUCAACCUCAUCCUCUGGUCUGGGCCAAGCUAAAAGGCUUUCCUUUCUGGCCAGCAAAAGCACUUAGAGAAAAGGAUGGACAGGUAGAUGCACGCUUCUUCGGUCAACAUGACAGGGCAUGGGUCCCCAUCAACAACUGCUACCUCAUGUCCAAAGAGAUCCCUUUCUCUGUGAAGAAGACGAAAAGCAUCUUCAACAGUGCCAUGCAGGAGAUGGAGGUCUACGUGGAAAACAUUCGCAAGAAAUUUGGCGUCUUCAACUACGCACCCUUCCGCACCGCUUACACACCCAACAACCAACUACAGAUGCUCGUGGACCCCUCCAACCCCAGUGCUGGGACAGUGAAGACGGAAAAAUCAGAUAAACUGCGACUAAAUUUUGACAUAACCGCAUCUCCUAAGAUGGUCCUCGGCAAGAGUUCCACACCGAGUGGAAUGAGUCGGAGGGUCUCUAUGACGGACAUGCCUCGCUCCCCAAUGAGCACCAACUCUUCGGUUCACACAGGGUCUGAUGGGGAGCAGGACAUGGAAAAGCCCAGCAGAAAUCCUGCUUUCCACUAUAGCACUGGAGAGGAAUCAAUGGAUUGUUCUGCAUCUCCUUUGUCUGGAAAGAUGGGUCCAGCAGGCAGUGUAACGGGCAGCCCAAAACCCUCAAACCCUGGUCUGGUUCCCAAGCAAGAGAGGACCACCAGCACAGGCGGCAUUCUCAAUCUCAACUUGGAUCGAGUGAAAGCUGAAAUGGAUCUUAAGGAGCUGAGUGAGACUGUGCAGCAACAACAUCAGCAACAACAAGGAGUGUCGGCGACGACCCUCCCUACUCCAAAGAGACAGAUCAGGAGCCUGGACAAGACGAUUGAAAGCUGCAAGGCUCAGCUCGGUAUAGAUGAAAUUUCUGAAGAUGUGUAUAAAGGUGUGGAUCACAGUGACUCUGAAGACUCUGAGAAAUCUGACUCGAGUGACAGUGAGUACCUCAGCGAUGAGGAUCACAAGCCAAAGAGCUCUGCCCAGGACGACAAAGACAAAGUGGAGAGAAAGAGGCCUAAAUCGAACACGGACAGAGAGAAUAAAGAGAGAGUAACAGGGACGGGGGAUAAAGCCACCCUUGAACCCCUGCUCAAAGAGAAACAGGGUAGCAAUGGGCCGGACAGGGACAUCCAGGACAAGCCCAGAACACCCCAGCCUCAGCCCCUCACUGAGAAGCCCAAAGCUCCAGAGGAGGGUAAAGCGGCUGCUGCCACAUCAGCGGCUGACCAAGACUCUGAUUCUGAAAGAGAGUUGGUGAUUGACUUGGGCGAUGAACAUGGAGGUCGGGACUUGAAGAGGGCGAGGAGAGACGCAGGGGCGUCUGCUGCCAAACCUCUCAAAGACACUCAUGCUGUCAAGGCCGAAGGUAAACAGCCUUCGUCUGGCGCUGCAACAACAGCAGCAGCAGCAGCACUACCACGCGAAGUUGCCUCCAGCCUGAAAGACGCCUUGCAACCUGCCAUCACGGCUGCCCUCAGCCUUGUGUCCACUGCAGCUUCUGGUCUGUCCAGUGCUGCCACGACGACGACGACCACCACCACCACCACGGGAACCACCAGUGUUCCCUCUUCUGCCUCCAGCUCAGUCUCUGCAGCGUCUCCGGCGCCUGCAGCUGUAAAGAAACAGCGCCCUCUACUGCCCAAAGAGGCAACUCAGGCCGUGCAGCGAGCAGUGGUUUGGAAUCCCACCAAGUUUCCCACGUCCUCUCAGAAGUGGCAAAUGGAGAAGGUGCAGAGGCAGCAGCAGCAGCAGCAGCAGCCUCCGGAGCAGUCAGCGGUGCAAACACCGAGUCAGGGGCAAACACGGAGUCCACAGCAGCUGCAAUCACAACAGCAGAAUUCCAAUACCAGUAGCCGCUAUCAGACCAGACAAGCAGCCAAGGGGCAACAAAAAGACCCGUCACCAAAUUCAUCCUCAUCCACAGCUCCUCAGGUCACAUCUGGAAGCUCCUCGUCUUUCACAGGAGACGUACAGAUCCCCACAGUCUCGGCUGAUGUGGCCGCAGAUAUAGCAAAGUACACAAAUAAAAUUAUGGAUACUAUUAAAGGGACAAUGACUGAAAUCUACAACGACCUUUCCAAAAGCACGUCGGGAAACACAAUUGCAGAGAUUCGACGGUUAAGGAUAGAAAUUGAAAAGCUCCAGUGGCUGCAUCAACAAGAGUUGUCAGAGAUGAAGCACAAUCUAGAACUGACGAUGGCGGAGAUGCGGCAGAGUCUGGAGCAGGAGCGAGAGCGGCUGGUGACCGAGGUGAAGAAGCAGAUGGAGAUGGAGAAGCAGCAGGCGGUGGACGAGACCAAAAAGAAACAGUGGUGCGCCAACUGCAGGAAGGAGGCCAUCUUCUACUGCUGCUGGAACACCAGUUACUGUGACUACCCCUGCCAGCAGGCCCACUGGCCAGAGCAUAUGAAGUCCUGCACACAGUCAGCUUCAGGUUCACAACAGGAGCCGGAGGCUGAGUCCAACUCGGACCCUUAUAUCAAAUCAUCAGGUCACUCUCCUGCCACACAGUCCCUGCCCUCAGCCGCAGGAUCCAUAUCAGACAAAAGCAACUCUCCCACAUACAUGGACAAGAGUAAAGACAGUGCUGCUGUGACUGUGACCUAAGCCCUACGCUACAGAGACUCUGGCAGAUUUUUCUUUUUUUUUUACAAAGCCACCGUGGAGCUUGUGGAUCAAACAUUCUGCGUCGUCAAAUUUGGUGCUUAAAGGCCUGGAUCUCUGUGACAAAAA